UUCCACUGGCCAGAUCACUCGCUGGCUCAGAUGGCUGGAAAAUGGCUUCCAGUAAUUUAUCAAAUGCAUCCCUUUCGCUAACUUUGCCAAUUUCUUGUCAAAUAUGUCUAGGAAAGGUAAAGGAACCGGUCGUCUGCCCAAACCAACAUGUUUUUUGUUCGCCGUGUUUGGAUUUAUGGUUGCGUACGAAUCGCUACUGCCCGACGUGUAGGACUCCAAUCAACCAAGAUCAACCGGUGAAAAAAAUCCUAGGGAGCAUGGAUCUUCACAUGAACUCUGAUGCAGUAACUCGAGUAGAACUAAGACGUACUCGGCUAGAGCUUAUUCGACAAGAAUAUGAGGAUGACAUUGUCUCCUUACAGAACACAAUCGAUCGACUUAAGAUUGAAAACAAGCGCCUCCAUGAGAGAAUCUCGGAGCAAGACAAGACAAUCUCGGCGCUACACAUGUCGGCAAGCCAGCGCGGCAAGGAUGGGGAGGGUGGUGCUAAGGUGUGCUCUGAUAUCGACAUGCUGCUCAAAUUGACAGCCAAACUACAAGAAGCGAGUACCACUUACGAACAGCUACGAGAUGACAUGACCAAGACAAAAGAGGAAAAUAAAAAGCUCAGAGAAGAAAACGACAUGCUUUUGAGACAAAUAGCAAGAAUGAAGGAUGAGAUGCUCUUUUCAAAAUCUCCUCAAAGAUUUGGGCGUUACACAAUUUCCGCAAUGCAGACUAAAGUAUCACAGUACGAAAAAGAGAUUCAGCUGCUUCGGAAAGCCUUGACAAGAAGUGAUCAGUACAUCGAGGACUUGAAUUCCAGGCUGGACCGUCGGACACCGGACACAGAACGCAAGAAGACGCCGGACACAGCGCGCCGAGUCCCACUUACCGCGAAGGCCACGUCGACGUCAUCAGCUGCAGCUGACGUUGCCGAGACUAGUAGUGGAUCACGCCGUAGCUCCUUUUCCCUCGAGGGCGUGGUCCCUGGAGGUACAGGAGACACCCACGAAAACGGCCUCGUAAAUAUCCGUCGAGUAUCAAGCAACUCUGAUGUCCUCUCGCCUCCCGAACCCGCAGAGGACGACCGCCCCACCAUGGUUCCCGUCUGCAGUUUCCCGUCUUCGUCCACCUCCGCGCUGAAUAGCUACACUUCCACGAGCGACAUGUUGACAUCGACCCUCUCAGAGGCCGCCAGCACGCUCGAGUCUGCAAACCAGUGGCUUAGGAACUCGCCCAGCAAACCCGAUACCCCUACCGACCGCACCCUCGAGGUAACAGGCCAGUGGCUCAAGGCAUCCCCUUGCACUUCGGACCCACUGUGUUUCGGCGACCGCAAUCCCGAUGUAUUCUACAAGAGUGAAUCUACUGUUCCACGGCCCUCUCUCGACAGCAAGCUCCCUAUGCGGAACCCAUUCAACAUAGACCCCUCCUCGCCGUUUUCCGCCAGCCGUCAGCUGAUGCUCCUGAGUGAGCGCGCACGAGGUCGCCAGUCGGACACGCCCAGAGGUCGACAGGAUCUAUCCGCCCCGUCACCCACGAGCUCGGAUGGAGGCAAGCUACCGCGUACGCUGGAUUUCGACGUUCUCGUGGAAGGCUCCAUGAAUGAGGACUCGCCACAGCGCCUCGAAAGUUUGUCCCCGCGCGUGGAGGUCUCGACUGGGGCAAAUGACAUGGUGACAGUCUCCGCGUCCGCCACGUUAGUAGCGACGAAGAUUAAAAUGGAGUUGGAAGAGCCAGACGGGGAGACCCAGGCUAAAAAAGUCAAGUUAGAAAAAGACCACUUGUUCCACCUAGGACAUCAGUAGGACUGGGAGUACGCAAAGCUUGCGUAGACUCAAGAGGUUAGUCCAAGAGAUCCUUCCAUUAGACAUACCUUCAAUAAGUGAGAAGAUGGGUGUAACAACAUGGAUAUUACGCGUAGACUCAAGAGGCUAGUCCAAGAGAUUCUUCCAUUAGACAUCCCUUUAAUAAGUGAGAAGAUGGGUGAAUAAUAGGGACAUUGCGACAUCACUCGGUCACAACACUGCAUGGGUUCCAGGUUGGCUUUUAUUUGUGUUAACGUGAAAUGUCUGCGCGCACAAACUCAGUCAAAGCAAUGUCAGGGCCACAAGGAAACCUUUAUCUACUGCAAACGUGGAAAUUUUAGCGCGUCCUGCCGUUUUUUCGACCUUUUUAUGGGCAUUAUUAUUAUUUUAUUUUAUUUUUGCACUAAGUUAGCCCUACACUUUAGUAUUUAUUGUUUUGUUUUGACGUGAUUCAGCAUUCUUUACAACCUUUUAAACUCAAUGCAGAACUAGAAUGAAGAUAUAUGUUCACAAACUAUUGUUGAUCGUUAAAAGUAAAGGAGAGGCAGUGUGUGGUACCAUUUUUAUGCUCCGAUUUUUUCCCAAAAAGACUUGAACACUUCCUACAAAGCUUGUGCCCAAUUUUAUGAACCAGAAAAACGUACAACUAUUUUUUUAAAAUUCCGACAGACCCCACAACUUCGAACUACUCCAAACACUUCGUAUUUAAAUAAAGUUUAUUAGAUAUCCAUUACAAAAGAUGGUUUUACAAACGCAUUAGUCCUCCCUCUCACAUGAGCGUACAUUUCCACGUGCUCAACUUAUUUAAAGGCGAAGUGUGCGGAGUUUAACACUGUCCAGAGCUUGUGCACUAAGAAUACGUUUUAUCUGCAAAAUGAAGGAAAAAAACAUAUUGAAGGAUAGAUUGUACGUGAAGAUUUUAAAGGCAAAUUUAUGGUAGUUUAGUAAUUUGUAAGAAUUUAAGUUAUUGUCUCUGUGACGGUCUCCAAAUAUCAUUUUAGUACAAAUUGUUCUAAUGAAUAUAGUUUAUUUGUAAUUUGUGUUUAGGAUUAAUUUAUUAUUCGCCAAGCGAGUCGUGUUGUAGUAUACGUGAUGCUACCAUUGAGAUUAAUUAAAGACAGGGCCCCUGAUCAGGAUCAUUAUGGCUUGUUAAAGCUGGACGGGCAAGGAAUGGGCAAAAAUGUGCAGUGCGCGUGAGGGAUUGGGAAAGAGUCACUCGCCUCGCCCCAGAUCUUUCCCGUCUGCGCUUUGAUAUACAUUUGUUGUGCGUAAUUCAAAGAAUACAACAAGGCAUUGUAAGGCUGUACCUGCAACUUCGUAGGGGAUGGAGUCCAACCCCAUCUCUUCAUGCCACUGACGACACCACCCUUUAAAAAAUGUCACGCGAUGAACAUACAGACGUGAUGGAGUCCAUACCCAUACAAACAGUCCCAGGUACAGUCUUGCACAGCCUAGCCUGGCUGUAGAUAUACCGAGGUUUAAAACACGAGAAAAUUGUUAUGUAAAAAUAGAAAAGGAGAGUAUUUAUGUAGAGGAAAUUAAAUUAAAAUUAUAUUGACAGACAA
Molecule: messenger RNA, 3355 nt
Organism: Nematostella vectensis (starlet sea anemone)
Lineage: Eukaryota; Metazoa; Cnidaria; Anthozoa; Actiniaria; Edwardsiidae
Product: ORC ubiquitin ligase 1
Exons: 7
Coding region: 42-1790 (582 amino acids)
Biological process (GO): regulation of DNA replication; protein monoubiquitination
Molecular function (GO): ubiquitin-protein transferase activity
Source: RefSeq, a predicted model, not a curated record